Messenger RNA from Aspergillus puulaauensis, 2418 nucleotides. RefSeq names its product repressor protein. NCBI's taxonomy places the organism in Eukaryota, Fungi, Ascomycota, Eurotiomycetes, Eurotiales, Aspergillaceae. Bases 1 to 2418 code for a protein of 805 amino acids. The record is from RefSeq and is a predicted model, not a curated record. Gene Ontology annotation, molecular function: 3-phosphoshikimate 1-carboxyvinyltransferase activity; shikimate 3-dehydrogenase (NADP+) activity; 3-dehydroquinate dehydratase activity. Gene Ontology annotation, biological process: chorismate biosynthetic process. The transcript is spliced from 2 exons.
AUGCCUCAUCGUUCUAGCAUGGAUGUGUAUCGAAAGGUCGACCCGGAAGCGUCUCUAGUCCUAAUUGGGAUCCGCGGGUCUGGGAAACGAUCGUUAGGGUUCGUUGCCGCUACCGCGCUGAAGCGUCGCUUCAUCACAGAGGAUCAUUAUUUCAAAGAGGUCACUGGGUUCUCGCGACAUGAAUAUCUGAAACAGUACGGGAGCCAAGAGUUUCAACAGCGUGACAUUGAAGUGCUUAAAAUGAUGCUGGACAACCAUCGUUCGCGCUGUGUUAUCGAAUGCGGCCUUGGAAGCCUUACUCGACCAAUCCAAGAGCACCUUCGACGAUACUGCGCUACCAAUCCGGUUGUAUAUAUAGCGCGUGAUAUGGAUAGCAUCCAGAGACUGUUGGGAUUAGAGGAUCAGGCUGCAAAACUACUCUCUGAAGGCGAUCCGCUGCACCGGACUUGCUCGAACUUUGAGUAUUAUAAUACCGAAGAUCACUCGAGUUUUUCCGCCCAGUUCUACGAGGAAACGCAGGACCGGCGCUCGGUGGGGUACUCCUUUAAACUCAAGGAGGCAAAGGAAGAUUUCACACGUUUUGUUCGCUUCGUAACAGGCACUGAUGUCGGCCACUCUAGCUACGACUCACCCUUCGUGUUGCUGGAGACUCCUCCGGAGCUACGAUCUUAUACGUACGCCAUCUUUGUUCGCUCAUCUGAUUUAAUUGAAAACAGAGUCAAACUUUCAGAGCUCGAGUCAGGAGGGGACGCUAUCGAGCUAUGUGUUGAUAGUUGGAGCCCAGAAAUGGCCAUGACAGUGAGUAAGCAGGUUUCCAUACUUCGGAGAAACACCCACACUCCGGUAAUCCUCUCAAUCGACAACCGUUUGCUCGGGUUUCCCAGCAAUGACCGGUACUCGAUACAGGGCCGUAACGUGUACUCCCAAAUUGUGGAACACGGCCUGCGGCUUGCCAUCGAGUACCUCGUGAUGGACUUGAAUCAAGACCAUGCUCUUAUAAAUGAGACUAUUCGCAACAGGGGAAUGACAAAAAUAAUCGGCCAGCAAAUCUUUGAGCCGCCCUCUAGGGUGACAUGGGAUGAUGAAGAUUGCCUGUCGGCGUACCUUGAUGCUGCUGGUCUAGGGUGCCAGCUAGUUCGCAUUCUUCGUGUGGCAACGGAGCGCGAGGAUAACACAGCCAUUGCGAAAUUUACGAAUAAAGUUGGUUUGUUACCGGGCGAUCAUCCACCUAUCAUCGCCUUCAACAUCGGCAGCCUUGGGCGCACGUCGCAAGUAUUCAACCCAAUCCUCACCCCUGUUUCGCAUCCAGCAAUCGCGCAUCGUAUCCAAAAUGACAGGGAUCCCCAAAUUAUGGCCCGCGAUGCCGUUCAGGCUCUAUUUCAAAGCUAUGUCCUGGACCCUCUGCAAUUCUAUAUCCUUGGUGGCAGUGUAGCCUACAGUUUAUCACCAGUGAUGUACAACGCUGCAUUCCGCCAUUGUGGCAUGCAUCACACAUACAGUAUUCCAGAGAAGCCAACACUAGCUGCACUAGACCAGCUGGGUCGAGAACCGAAUUUCGGAGGGGCUAGUGUUGUUCAACCUUGGAGGGUGCAGGUCUUCCAGAAGCUUGCGGCGAAGAGCCGGCACGCCGAAGCCAUUGGGGCGAUUAAUACGAUAAUGCCGCUUCGGGGUCAAUCGGACGGAACCAUGUUCCCUCUGCAAGAACAAGCUAGCCGUCGUCACCUAGCUGGCCCGGUGCUGGGUUGGUAUGGCGAGAAUACAGACUGGGUUGGUAUAAUGACGUGCAUUAACCGCAAUCUCUCCCCACGUAACGCCAUCAGCCCGAUGAAGACAACUGGCUUAGUUAUUGGAGCCGGUGGCAUGGCGCGUGCUGCGAUAUACGCUUUGCUUCGACUUGGCUGUCGGAAAAUUUUCAUUUACAAUAGGACUUUAUCUCGCGCGGAGAGCGUCGCUCGACACUUUAAUUCAUGGGCUGCCUCUCAGGUGGGAUCAACGGAAGUGGUGUAUGUUCUUCGCUCGUUGCAAGAAGAGUGGCCCUCAGAUGCCUGCUUUCCAUGUAUGGUUGCGUCCUGCGUCCCAGCCGACCCAGACAGAGACGAGCCUCCAGCCAAUUUCGAGAUGCCAGCGCAGUGGCUGGGAAACCCCACUGGCGGGGUUGUGCUCGAGUUCGCCUAUAAACCCUUAGAUACCCCACUUUUGCGCCAAAUGCGCCGCUUCCGCAGCGAAACUGGGCGCCAGUGGGUCUUGGUUGAUGGCCUUGACAACGUUGCUGAACAAGCGAUAGCGCAGUUUGAGAUAUUGACCGGACGAAGGGCACCCCGCCGACUGAUGACUAUGGAGGCGCUCCGCAACUACGAUGGAGAAGACGGACCGUUCGAUGAGAAGACAAUCCGAGCCCGCUUAGACAUUAACGAGUAG